CCGUUGGAAAUAUGUCUCUUGGACUUGCAGGAUUCAGGUUUUAUUUUGUGAUUUUAGUAGGAGAGCUCUUCCUGCACUGCAGCACAGAGGAGCUUCCAGCUGAUCAUUUCCUCCAGCCGGCCCAGCGGGAGUCCUCUCUGCUGAAGCCCACAGUGCUGCUCACCAUCCUCGCACGCAACGCACAGCACAGCCUCCCAUACUUCUUAGGAUGCAUUGACAGACUGGACUAUCCAAAGGACCGCAUUGCCAUCUGGGCAGCCUCUGACCACAGUGUGGACAACAGCACAGCCAUUCUUCAGGAGUGGCUCAGAGGAGUUCAGCACUUGUACCACUCAGUGGAGUGGAGGCCCGUGGAGCAACCAAGUUCUUAUGCAGAUGAGCAGGGUCCCAAACACUGGCCCGCCUCCCGCUUCACUCAUGUAAUGAAGUUAAAGCAGGGAGCCCUCAGAGCUGCAAAGAGACUUUGGACUGACUACAUUUUGUUUGUGGACAGUGACAAUUUGCUGACAAACCCUCGGGUACUUUCUGACCUGCUAGCAGAAAACCUGACAAUUGUAGCACCCAUGUUGGAAUCAAAAAGCCUUUAUUCCAACUUUUGGUGUGGUGUGACUCCUCAGGGCUACUACAGACGAACUCCAGAGUACAUUCCCAUCCGUAAAUGGAAACGGCGGGGCUGCUUUGCAGUCCCCAUGGUGCACUCCACAUACCUGCUGGACCUGAGGCGCAGAGCCAGCCAAGCACUGGCCUUCCACCCGCUUCACCCUGACUAUCCCCACCCUGUCGAUGACAUCAUGGCCUUUGCUUUCUCUGCACACCAAGCAGGAAUUCAGAAGUAUGUGUGCAACAGGGACCAUUAUGGAUAUUUACCAGUGCCCCUUCAACAAGACCAGACACUGGAGGAAGAAGAGGAGAGUUUUAGCCACACGCUGACAGAAGCUCUCAUUGCCUACACCAUGGAGCCUUCACGGCAUGUGCAUAUUGUGCCCAAAGAACCAGGCAAGAUGGGGUUUGAUGAGAUCUUCCUGAUCAAUCUGAAGCGCCGCUCAGACAGGCGGGACAGGAUGCUGAGUACUUUGGCUGUCCUCGGCAUCAACGCGACACUGACAGAAGCCGUGGAUGGCAAAGCCUUGAACUCCUCUCAGCUGCACGCCAUGGGCGUAGACAUGCUGCCUGGGUACAAAGACCCAUAUUCAGACCGCGUGCUGACCAAAGGGGAGAUUGGCUGCUUCCUCAGCCACUACAACAUCUGGCAACAGGUGGUGCAACGGGAACUGCAGCAGGUGCUCGUGUUGGAGGAUGAUGUGAGAUUUGAGCCCAGAUUUUGCCACAAACUGGUGACAGUUAUGGAAAAUAUAAAAAAAGUGGGACUUGAGUGGGACCUCAUUUAUGUAGGCCGUAAGCGGUUGCAGGUGAAGAAGCCAGAGCACUGGGUGAAGGGUGUCAGUAACCUCGUGCACCCAGGCUACUCCUACUGGACCUUGGCUUACGUCCUGUCGCUGACUGGGGCCAAGAAGCUCCUGCAUGCAAAGCCUCUGAACAAAAUGCUGCCUGUUGAUGAGUUUCUACCUAUCAUGUUCAACAAGCACCCCAAAGAUGAGUACAUGCAGUAUUUUGAGCAGAGACACCUGAGAGCGUUUUCAGUGGAGCCUCUGCUGCUCUUCCCCACUCACUACACCGGUGAGCCGGGCUACUUCAGUGACACAGAGACCUCCACCAUCUGGGACGAUGAGACCGUGGACACAGACUGGGACAGAGACGGAGCCAAACAGCAGCUUGAGCAGGUAUCUGACGAUGUAGGAUUCCCACCUGUGGCUCCUCAUCCUGCUCAUAGUGGUUUGCCCACCAUCUCUGCCGAUGGGAACAGAGAUGAACUCUGAUGGGGGGGGAGGGGGCUCAGAUUAAAAACUACAUUUUAACACAAAGACCCUCUUUAAGACCCACCUUAAAGCCCCAAUCACCUCAUUGGAUACUGGGCUUUGGUGGAACAUAUUUCUUAUAUUUAUAAUAUUAUAUUCAACUGGUUUCAGCACAAACCUGUUAAUUCACAGUGAGUUCUGGAGCCCCCAGAGCUGUCCCACUUUGGUGGUGAUCCAGCCUUCCACACACACCAAGACCAGGUGAUGAGACGAGAUCGGUGCAUCACAGUGUGUCUUACCUAAAGUUAACCUCUUUAGGAUUAAUAGAUUCC
Scatophagus argus is the source of this 2188-nucleotide messenger RNA. RefSeq names its product collagen beta(1-O)galactosyltransferase 2a (gene colgalt2a). The record is from RefSeq and is a predicted model, not a curated record. The coding region runs from base 12 to 1877 and encodes 621 amino acids. The transcript has 12 exons. Lineage: Eukaryota; Metazoa; Chordata; Actinopteri; Scatophagidae. Gene Ontology annotation, molecular function: procollagen galactosyltransferase activity.